This is a messenger RNA of Astyanax mexicanus (Mexican tetra), 2226 nucleotides long. RefSeq names its product zinc finger protein 271-like. Bases 488 to 1711 code for a protein of 407 amino acids. The record is from RefSeq and is a predicted model, not a curated record. The transcript has 2 exons. NCBI's taxonomy places the organism in Eukaryota, Metazoa, Chordata, Actinopteri, Characiformes, Acestrorhamphidae.
AACUACAAUUCCCUGCACCAACAAGACAACUGCAUCGGAUCAACAUUUCCAAAAAACACAUCUUGAACUCAGGAGCGCAUAUCACUGUUAGCCUGAAGCCAGUGUGGUGGAAAAUAAUGAACUGUUAUCAGGAGUUGUUAAAAAAAAAAAAAUCAGGUUUGUGAAGCAUUGAUUUGGAUUAAUGUAUUUGGUUAAUGUGUGGAAACUUUUAUAAAUUGGUUUAAAGGAAAAAGCUUUGGACAUCAUCUGUCGUGAUGAAGAACAAAUCAAGCAUCGGCAAUGUGAUUUGAACCAAUGUGUGUCGUUUUUUCGGCACACGCCUCAAAGCUUCAGAUUAAAGGAAAUUAAAAUAUUUUCCUGAAAUUCAUCACCAACAACCAGGAUAUUUAACUAAGAGCAAAGUUAAACUGCUGAAAGAGGUAAAGCAGAAGCCUUCCUGAAGAAUCUCCAGAACACGCAGAAAUUGUUUGCUACAUUUAAAAGACAAAUGAAGCCAAGUCCCGACAUGGAGAAACAUCAGCACUCUGUCAAGAGUUUUACUAAACAGAGUGAUCUCAAAAAACACCAGCGCAUUCACACAGGAGAGAGACCACAUCACUGCUCAGACUGUGGGAAGAGUUUUACUAACCAGAGUAAUCUCAAAAGUCACCAGCGCAUUCACACAGGAGUAAAACCAUAUCACUGCUCAGACUGUGGGAAGAGCUUUAAUCGACUGGAGACUGUCAAACGGCAUCAGCGCAUUCACACAGGAGAGAAACCUUAUUACUGCUCAGACUGUGGGAGGAGUUUUAAUCAACAGAGUACUCUCAAAAUACACCAGCGCAUUCACACAGGAGAGAAACCUUAUUACUGCUCAGACUGUGGGAAGAGCUUUAAUCGACUGGAGACUGUCAAACGGCAUCAGCGCAUUCACACAGGAGAGAAACCGCAUCAAUGCUCGGACUGUGGGAAGAAUUUUACUGAACAGAGUGGUCUCAAAAUACACCAGCGCAUUCACACAGGAGAGAAACCGCAUCACUGCUCGGACUGUGGGAAGAGUUUUACUGAACAGAGUGCUCUCAAAAUACACCAGCGCAUUCACACAGGAGAGAAACCGUAUCACUGCUCAGACUGUGGGAAGAGUUUUACUACACAGAGUGAUCUCAAAAAACACCAGCGCAUUCACACAGGAGAGAAACCGUAUUACUGCUCAGACUGUGGGAGGAGUUUUAAUCAACAGAGUAAUCUCCAACGACACCAGCGCAUUCACACAGGAGAGAAACCGUAUUACUGCUCAGACUGUGGGUACAGUUUUACUCAACAGAGUCAUCUCAAAAUACACCAGCGCAUUCACACAGGAGAGAAACCUUAUUACUGCUCAGACUGUGGGAGGAGUUUUAAUCGACUGGAGACUGUCAAACGGCAUCAGCGCAUUCACACAGGAGAGAAACCGUAUCACUGCUCGGACUGUGGGAAGAGUUUUAUUGAACAGAGUGCUCUCAAAAUACACCAUCGCAUUCACACAGGAGAGAAACCGUAUUACUGCUCAGACUGUGGGAAGAGUUUUACUACACAGAGUGAUCUCAAAAAACACCAGCGCAUUCACACAGGAGAGAAACCGCAUCACUGCUCAGACUGUGGGAAGAGUUUUACUACACAGAGUGAUCUCAAAAAACACCAGCGCAUUCACACAGGAGAGAAAAAUGUCCCAAAUUUGUCCCAUGGCAAUUAAAAGCGCAAAUCAUAAAUUCCACCAGAAACAAAUAUGAACUGUAUUUAACAAUGGAUUUUACAGGUUCAGCAAAACUAUUCUUAUCCAGGGAUGAUGUGUAUAGAAUUCCAUGUUAUGUUUGUAUGUCUUGUAAGUUUGAAUAUUCCAGGACAUUCUUUGUGAGACAGAGCUCAGUUUUUAGGUUAGUUACUGUAGCGCAGUAAGGUUACAGGCUCAUUCACUCCCUCUGCUGGUGUUCUUGUUUGUCUAUGGUUCAGUCCAAUUAAAAAUCUGUUACUAUAGAGGGAUAUAGAGAGAUAUUUGGUUGUGUUGUAUUACUCAAGUUUUAUACUCUCUUAUCUUUUCCUUAUUGAAUAUUAAAUGUUGCUUAUGGUUUUUUUAAUCUCCAAAGUUACUAAGAAUAUCCAAAUAAUGUCGUGUCUUAAUUGUUUUUAUCCAGUACAAACUAUUAUCUUUGUAUUACUUCACCUCUAUAUUUACCCAUGUGUGUUUUAAUAAACGCCUUUUAUAUUGCA